CCAAAAAGCAUCCCGUGCCUUCUUGCUCUCCUCUUAUGGAACCCGCGGGAAAGGAGGCAAGACGCGUGAGGGCCCAGAUGUGACAAAGAUCGAUGCCAGUCACCGGUGAAGACAGAAAGAUGGAAUUUGGAGACCUCUUGAAGGUGAUCGGGGAAUUUGGGAGGUUCCAGAAACUGCUGGUGUUCCUCCUCUGCAUUCCGAAUUCCCUCACUCCCUUCCACAUGUUCGGCCAAGUGUUCAUUGUCACGGAAGUCCCUCACUAUUGCAACACGAGCUGGAUCCGCAGGUUUGACUUGAACUUAACCAAAGAGCAGGAGCUGAACUUGACCAUUCCUAGAAAGCCCGAUGGAUCUCUUGAGGAAUGCUGUAUGUUUACUCCUGUGCAAGGGAGCCUUCAAUCGCUUCAACUCAAUUCCACAGAAAAAUGCCGAGACGGUUGGGUGUAUCCUGACGAGCGGCCGCCGUCAUUGCUAACCGAGUUCAACUUGGUCUGCGAGCGAAAGAACUUAAACAGCAUCUCUCAGUCCUUCCUCAUGGCGGGCGUUCUGGUUGGAGCAUUGGUCUUUGGGCCGCUGAGUGACAGGAUUGGGAGCCGAAACAUGAUCUUGUUCACCCUUCUCUUGAUGGGCUCCUUUGGUGUCGGAGCAGGCUUUGCACCCAAUUUGUACGUCUACAUCGCCUUGAGAUUCAUCGUGGGUUCUGCUUUUGCUGGAUUCAGUAUAAGUGUGGCGGCUUUAAGUUCUGAGUGGGUGGGGGCUUCCUACCGCCCCCUUGCGAUGAUUAUUACUCACUGUUGCAAUGCCAUGGGGCAGAUGGCCCUGGCCGGCUUGGCAUACGGCAUUCGGAACUGGAGGCUCUAUCAGAUUGUCGGCUCUGCCCCUGCGUUGUGUCUCUUCUUUUACAUAUGGAUCCUCCCCAGUUCUGCCCGAUGGCUUCUGACAAGAGGGAAGAUAGAAGAGGCGAAAAAGACAAUCCGAAGGGCCGCGUCGAUCAACAAGCGAAGCGCCCCAGAAGAAUUACUCAACCAGCUGGCUCCCGAAAAGAAGGCCAAACCUGGAAACAUCCUGGAUCUUUUUCGGAAGGCACACCUAAGGAAACUUAUUUUAAUUAUGGCUUGGGUCUGGUUUGUGGACAGUCUGGUGUACUAUGGAGUGAGCCUUCAUGUUGCGGAUUUCGGCCUGGACAUCUACAUGACCCAGCUUGUGUUUGGAGCUGUUGAAAUACCGGCACGUGCUUCCUGUAUCUUUCUACUGCAGUGGAUGGGGAGGAAGAAAUGCCAGGCUGGUUGGCUUCUCCUGGCAGGAGUCAUAUGCCUAAUCAUCCCUGCAAUUCCAAAAACGAUCCCUGUCGCCGUGACGGUGCUGGCUGUUAUCGGCAAGGCCUCUCUUGGGGCCUCCUUUUCAACCACUUACGUGUUCUCUGCAGAAGUGUUUCCCACAGUCAUCAGGCAGACCAGCUUAGGUUUGUGCUCCAUGUCGUCCAGAAUUGGUGGCAUCCUGGCUCCACUGGUCGGCCUUCUGGACGAGAUCCACCCUGCAAUUCCGAUGGUGCUACUUGGAGGCAUGGCUUUGGCCGGGGGGAUCCUCUGCUUCUUUCUGCCUGAGACACGGAACAAAGAUCUUCAGGAUGACACGACAGUGUCUCCAUCAAGCCAGCUAUCCGAGAAGCCAGUCCACAGUGGUGUUGAAAACGGACCUGCGGAAGAGAAAAGUGGGAACCGGAUCGCAGAGACCACGAGUACAUACUUUUAGCGACGUGAUCAAACCUCCUGGCUUUGAAAAGAAAGAUGGAACAUUCCAUUUUUUUAAAAACAAGAACUUUAUUAGUU
This is a messenger RNA of Gekko japonicus, 1828 nucleotides long. RefSeq names its product solute carrier family 22 member 13-like. Gene Ontology annotation, biological process: transmembrane transport. The record is from RefSeq and is a predicted model, not a curated record. Gene Ontology annotation, cellular component: membrane. NCBI's taxonomy places the organism in Eukaryota, Metazoa, Chordata, Lepidosauria, Squamata, Gekkonidae. Gene Ontology annotation, molecular function: transmembrane transporter activity. The transcript is spliced from 11 exons. The coding region runs from base 93 to 1751 and encodes 552 amino acids.